This is a messenger RNA of Amorphotheca resinae ATCC 22711, 3393 nucleotides long. RefSeq lists its product as hypothetical. The record is from RefSeq and is a predicted model, not a curated record. The transcript has 5 exons. Bases 1 to 3393 code for a protein of 1130 amino acids. Gene Ontology annotation, biological process: double-strand break repair via homologous recombination. Gene Ontology annotation, cellular component: Smc5-Smc6 complex. Gene Ontology annotation, molecular function: ATP hydrolysis activity; ATP binding. NCBI's taxonomy places the organism in Eukaryota, Fungi, Ascomycota, Leotiomycetes, Helotiales, Amorphothecaceae.
AUGUCGUCGCGUAUAACCCCUCAUCGGCGGCGAAGAUCGGAAAUCGAAGAUGAUGAGGAUGCCGACAGCAUGGGAAGCUCGCCCAGAUCAACUCCUACCGAUUCAGCGAAACGCGCCCGCACAAAUGGCUAUGACCGAGACAGUCCCUCAGGAUCUUCAGAACCAGACGAUUCCAGCAUGCCCCCUACUAAUGGACCCCGAUAUACUGUGAAUGGGAAUAGGAACGGAGAGAGCGAGUUUCAACCAGGUGCAAUCGUCCGCGUCAAGUUGACCAACUUUGUCACUUACGAGAGUGCCGAAUUCUUGCCGGGGCCAAACCUGAAUAUGGUCAUCGGACCAAACGGCACGGGCAAGAGCUCAUUAGUAUGUGCGAUUUGCUUGGGACUAGGAUGGGGCCCACAGCAUCUGGGGCGUGCUACUCAGAUUGGAGAGUUUGUCAAGCAUGGUUUGGGAGAGGCAUAUGUGGAAGUCGAAUUACAGCGGCGCAGCCAUGAACCGGAGAAUCAUGUUGUCCGUUUAAAAAUUAUUCGGGACGGGAACGGUCGUGAGUGGUGGUUGAAUGGGCGAAAAACGUCAUUGAAGGCUGUCCAAAUGUUGACUAGGAGUUUGAGCAUUCAAAUCGACAAUCUGUGCCAGUUCUUACCACAAGAUAAAGUGUCUGAAUUCGCAGCUUUAUCGCCGGUUGAAUUGCUGCAACAGACUCAAAGAGCUGCAGCCCCGGAACAAAUGUUAGAGUGGCACGAAGAACUGAAGAAGCUUCGCAGAGAUCAGAAGCAACUUGAGGAACAACAUGCGAGAGAUAAAGAGCAUUUGGAAACUCAAGAGACUCGCCAGGAAGGCCUGCGUGCUGAAGUCCAAAGAUUGGAAGAGAGAAAUCAAAUUCAAGACAGGAUUGCGUUGCUAAAGAAGACGGUGCCAUUUGUGGAAUAUAGAACCGCUCGCCUCCAGCAUCUGGAGUUCAAGAAGAAGAAGGAGGAGGCACAGGGUCGUCUACGGGAUUUAAGAGCACAAGUCGAGCCCACUUUACAAUCAGUCAAUCAUAAGCGGGAAUAUGCAGAGCGGAUCAACACGGUGGUCAAGGAGCGAAAGAAGAACCUUCAUACGGCGGAGCGAGCUGCUGACUUGGCUAUGACGGAAAUUGAGAAGCUCGACGGAAAUAUUCAAGAUAUCGAGCAGAAAUCAGAAGCGGAGCGACAGGCCGAAGAUCUCAGGAGGAAGGACAUUCUGAGAAUUCAGAAGAAGAUAAAGGAGCUGAAGGCUCGAUUACAAGAGGAGCCAAUUGAAUUUAAUAGCGUUGAGUGGAAUGAGAAAGUUAGCGCAAAACAACGUGAAGGUCGCUCACUUGAGGCCGAAUUGCGAGAACUUCGAAUUCAAGAAAAGGACCUUGUGGAUCGCGGAAGGAAAGCCCGUGGCGAGAUCCAGGCCGCCGAACAGGAAUUAGCUGCUCUCGACAGUCAGGAAGGACAACAGUUGAGCAAAGUUGAGAACCUAUCUAGAGACACGGCAGCAGCCUGGAAGUGGAUCCAAGAAAAUCAGGGAAACUUUGAACAGGAAGUCUACGGGCCUCCUCUCAUUUCAUGCUCUAUCAAGGACCCGAGAUAUACAAGUGCUAUCGAAUCACUCGUGAAUAAAACCGAUAUUUUGACUAUCACGGCUCAAACGAAUAAUGAUAUGAAAAAGCUUAGCGACCAUUUAUAUGGGACCAUGAAGCUCGCUGAUGUCUCGAUUCGGGUUUCCAAAGACCCAAUAGCCGCCUACGGCUCUCCUCCUCUGUCUAAUUCGCAGCUGGAACGAUUUGGUCUUGAUGACUGGGCGGUUAACUAUAUUGACGGCCCGGAGCCGGUACUAUCCAUGUUGUGUGGUAGUAAAGCCAUCCACAAAUCGGCCGUCUCACUUCGGGAUAUCAGCGAAGAACAACACAACGCGUUGCUCCAGACACAGUGCCGUGUCUGGGUGGUUGGAAGUCAUUGCUAUAGAACUAACGUGCGAGCAGAGUACGGAUCUCAAGCCACCUCGACGACGACGAGGUCAGUUGCUGCCGCACGGUUCUGGACGGAUCGUCCUAUUGAUAGCUCUGCCAAGCGUGAGAUACAAGGCAGGAUCGACACCUUAAAUCAAGAAUUCUCGGAAUUGAAGGAGAGAAUCAAGCCACUAAGAAUCAAGAUUGAUGCGCUGGAAAAGGCUGUUCAGAACAUUAAGGAAGAAGUCGACGCCAUAAAGAAAGAGAAAGCACACCGCCAGCACCUUCAUGGACAGCAAUUACAGAUACCAAAAACACUGGAGCGCGAGGAAGAGGGCUUGGCGGCGAAGGCAAAGGAAGGUGAUGAAAUUCGCGAGCGAUUCAAAAUGUUCCAUACCCAGUAUGACCACGCUGUCCUUAGGAAAGCGUCAAAAGCACUCGAAUAUAAGAAGAGGGUGGAGGAUAUCCGGAGAUGCCACGAGGAGCUGCUUGAAGCCGAAAUCAGACUCAUCGAGGCUAGGUCUGAUGUGGAAUCUCUUGAAGAACGCAACAGAGAGAUCGUUCAGAGACUCGAGGAAGAAGAACAGCAAGUCAGGGAGGUAGAACGAGAAGCAAAGGCUGCGCAUGAUACGGCAGCCAAGGCUCUGAAAGUCUGCAAGGCAAUCACAGCUGAGGCCGAUCCUUCUGAUAUGGAUUACUUUACGAAACUUUCUCCCGAUUUGACCAUCGAAUCAGUUGAAAUGGAAAUCGCAGCUGAGGAAUCGAAACUUGAAUACAUACACGCCAACAAUCCAAAUGCAAUUCGAGACUUCGAAAAACGUCAACAGGAGGUUGAUAAGUUAAAAGAUAAGAUCACAGAAGCCGAAGAAAAACUGGAAAGAUAUGGCCGUCAUAUCGCCAAGAUCAGGGGCAAGUGGGAGCCCGAGCUUGACAAACUCAUCGCGGAGAUCAGCGAUGCGUUUUCGUACAACUUUGAGCAAAUCGGAUGUGCCGGCCAGGUCAGCGUUCACAAGGACGAGGAUUUCGAUCAGUGGGCUAUCCAGAUCAAGGUCAAAUUCAGCAGAGAGAACGAAAGCCUCCAAAUCCUGGACCAGCAUCGUCAAUCCGGUGGUGAGAGAUCGGUCUCUACAAUCUUCUACCUCAUGUCACUCCAGUCCCUCGCACGCGCGCCCUUCCGCGUCGUCGACGAGAUCAACCAAGGCAUGGACCCGCGCAACGAGCGCAUGGUCCACGAGCGGAUGGUGGAAAUCGCGUGCAAGGAGCACACUAGCCAAUACUUCCUCAUCACGCCCAAGCUACUAACGGGUCUCCGAUACGAUCGCAGGAUGAAGGUGCUCUGUAUCCAGAGUGGCGAGUACAUGCCCGAAGAUCACAACAAGACGGAUAUCCGCAAGAUCAUUGCGAUUCGGAGAUCGAUUGUUGCGGCUCGUUAG